UUGGCAAGCAGCCCAGCGCCCUUCUCAACUGGAAACCCGUUUGGGCAUUUUAUUCCCGUAAUUUCGCCAUUACAUUUUCAGGCAGUCCGCCAUUUUCUACCAAGGAUUCUAGAACAAGAUAGUGUGGUCGGACACUGGAACAUCUCUUUUUGCCUGAAGUAUCAGCUUACGUGGAAGUAUCAAAAUGAUGAAAUAUAGGAACAACUACGAAAACCCCAACCGAAACGGAGCCAUGUAUCGCGGACCAAAUGACCAACAACAAUACCCUAAAAGAACAUGGAUCAACCAGAAUGGCUUUAAUGGAGUAGAAUUUGGCGGACCAACUUUCAAGAAAAAUUUCAACAACAAAGGACCCAUGAUGAAGGGCUCAUUUCCAGGACAGACAUUGAAAAAACCGAUCUGGGAUUUAUCUGCCCUUCCCCCCUUUCCUAAGAACUUCUAUCAACCAGCAUUGACUGUUGCCAACAGAUCUGAUCAAGAAGUAGAAAGUUACAGGCAGUGCAAAGAAAUCACUGUUAAAGGUAACAACAUUCCCAAGCCGAGUCAGUUUUUCUCGGAACAAAGUUUCCCUGAAUCUGUCAUGCGAGAAAUCAUGAAGCAGGGUUUUGCUGAGCCAACAGCUAUUCAAGCACAAGGUUGGCCCAUUGCGCUCAGCGGAAGGAAUCUUGUUGGAAUUGCUCAGACAGGUUCUGGCAAGACUUUGGCGUACAUGUUGCCUGCUGCUGUUCACAUCAGCCAUCAACCUAAGAUUUCUCGUGGGGAUGGACCCAUAGCACUUAUCUUGGCACCAACAAGAGAAUUAGCUCAGCAAAUUCAGUCUGUGGCCAGAGAGUUCGGAAACCUCCGGCACACUUGCUUGUUUGGUGGAACCCCCAAAGGGCCGCAGGCAAAGGAUUUAGAGAGAGGUGUUGAGAUUGUUAUCGCUACACCAGGAAGAUUAUUGGACUUCUUGGAGCACGGUACAUUCAACCUCAGCAGGUGCACCUACUUGGUCCUUGAUGAAGCUGACAGAAUGCUUGAUAUGGGUUUUGAGCCCCAGAUUCGCAAGAUCAUUGAACAAAUAAGGCCUGACCGUCAAGUUCUGAUGUGGUCAGCAACUUGGCCAAAAGAAGUCCGUCAGUUGGCUGAAGAAUACCUGGACGACUACAUCCAAAUCAACAUUGGGUCCUUAGAAUUAUCUGCUAACCACAACAUCAAGCAAGUUGUCGAAGUAAUCCAAGAUUAUGAAAAGGAAGAAAGACUUAUCAGUCUUCUGAAAGAAAUCGGCAAGAAUGGCCCCUACAAAGCAAUCGUUUUUGUGGAGACAAAGAAGAAAGUCGAUGAUAUCGUGAAGGUCAUCAAGCGUGACGGAAUUGUUGCUAUUGGUAUUCACGGUGAUAAAUCCCAGCAAGAACGUGACUUCGUCUUGAAUGAAUUCCGAAGUGGGAAAGCAGCCGUACUGGUUGCUACUGAUGUCGCAGCCAGAGGUCUUGAUGUUGAAGAUGUCAAGUAUGUCAUCAACUUCGACUACCCUAACUCGUCAGAAGACUACAUUCAUAGGAUUGGCAGAACCGGGCGCUGUGAGCAGAGUGGAACAGCAUACACUUUCUUCACUCCUGAUAACCAACGCCAGGCUAAAGAGCUCAUCGCUGUGCUCCAAGAAGCCAAUCAACAAAUAGACCCAAAAUUAAUGGAACUGGCCAGUAACUCGCGGGGCAACCUUUCCGGCCGCAACAGAUGGAACAACCGCAACCGACCUGAAAUGAACGGCGAAAACAACUACAAACCCUGGAUGAACAAGAUGCAAAACGGACCAGGAGGUCCUUUCAACAAAUUCAACGGCCAAGGAAAUAACUGGAGUAAUGGACCCCAAUACCAAAACCCAAGGUACAACAACGGUCAACAAGUCCCACAGCGCUACAACCAAAAUCAAAGGACUCCAAAUCAGAUGUACCCGAAGACGUACCAAAACGGCAACGGAUACAACAAUUCAUAUCAGAAUUCUGGCAAUCAACCUGGUUAUCAGGGCGGUUUUGGUGGUGGAUACAACUCCAACGGCUACCAGAGAAACAGCUCUCAAGGAUAUGCAAAUGGAAACUACCAACCUAGGCAGUCAUACAAUCGCAAAAACAACUCGAACUACGGAAAUGGUGGUGACAUGUACUCGUUGCCCCCUCCAUCUGCAUCAUCUUACUCGGUGCAAUCCAACGAUGACUCAGUCAAUUCCCUGGUGAACCACAAAUUUUUCCAACCCAACCGUCCACCCCCAAUGAAUGCAUGUGGAUUCCAAAGUAGCUACAACCACCCACAGUUCGCUGCGCCCAUGUCGUACCCUCAGUAUACCUUCAGCCAACCGCAAGCAGUUCAGCAGUGAAGGAACUGUCCUUGAUAUUUUUGAAGUAUAACCUAUUUCAUUAAGAACUCACGUCUGUAUUUUAUUUUCUCCUAAUUACUAUUCUUUCUAUGGCUAUUAUUUAAUGUGUGCACUUUAUUCAUUCAUUCAUUAUUUAUUUUUUUAUUUUUUAUUUUUUUUCAAAUCUAGGUGUGGGAUUUAUGUCAUUACAUGUAGUAAUUGUGUAUUAGUUUACUCCAUUAACGCUUCUUUUAUUUAUCGCCUUCCCCCCUCUUUCUAAGUUCAGAUAAACUUGAAUAACUAAGCUCUCCCUUUCUUUUUCGACUUUUUUAACAUUCCAGAUUUGUGUCUUGUCUAAGUCCUAUUUUACUCCUCAGUCUUUAAUGUAGGAUGAAAAGUCGAUAAUUUCAACUCCAUCAUGUUGGUUAGAAAUGCACAUAAAAUUGAUCAAUUUUUAAAUUUUAAAAGCCAGAAAUCACACAGUUUCAUUUCCCUUGCCCCCUAAAUUUUUAAUUUUUUUUCCCUUUGGUGCUGUUAAGAGGAACUUCCAAGUAGUCGAUAUUCCGUUUUCUGUAGAGCCAACUUCAUCGUUCAUUGUUUCUCAAUAUUUUUUCUUUUCUUGUCAUGUACUUCAGAAGAGAAAAAUUCUUCACAUAUUAUUUUAAUGCCUAGUCUCAUGAUAUCUGUUGAAACCGUUGUAUGCGAUUUGCAACCAUUUUCUGCGUUGGAAGAAGGUUCUUAUUGUAAGGUCUGUGAUACGUUAAAUGAACUUUUCAUAGAUUUAUGAAAAGAAAGAUCUAACUAGUUGGUAUUUUCAAAAUGUUCCGGUAAUGGAAAAAGGUUGAAAACGGUUUCUCUGGUCAUUAGAAUGAACGAAAUGUAUUUAACAAAAAGAAAGAUUAUUUAUAAAAAUGAAAUUUAUUUUGUUGAAACAUUUUUGAUGUUCCUCUUGGUUUUAAACCAGUACCAAAUAUCGUAAUGUCUUGUAUGUAAUAUUUUUGUCGCUAUGGUUAAAUAUCUCUUAGUUAAUAAAUCCACCGUUCAAGGGUCGUGCUUUUUCCCCCCCUCAAAUGAAGGAAAUUAGCGUUAAUUUUUCAAACAACUUUUUCAUGUGGGUAGCCCUCAUUUCUUUUGCUCGUAGGUAUAACUUUUGUUACCAAGAAGAAGGAAAGGUAUACGAAUUCUCUGUCGAUCAUUCAUUUACUUUUAUUUUUUUCCUUUUUGUCUUUGACUCUCUGACUGAUAAUCUAGUGGUUACUCUCGUGCAAACAUUUUUUUGGAGAUCAUACAGGUUCGUACAUGAAAGUUCUACGAAUUUAAUCAACUAAUGCAAAGCUCAUUUAUUUUCCACAUUAGUCUUAGAUUUUUAUGUUUGACAUAUCAAGUUCUUCAUCCUCAAGCUAAAACGUUGAGGCCUUUUUUCUUAUUUUUGUGAAAGUCAGUUCGAUUUUACUCUCUUUGUAACUUGACUAGUGUGAUUUGUAAAUGCAUUUCUUUUUCGAAUUAUCUCAUACUCUCCAUUUUGAGCUUGGAAGUAGUCUAAAUUGAAAAUAGAGACUCGUAAGGUUUUUUUUUUCACAUCGGUGAUUUAUACCCCUUUUGAGUCUUGAAAUAUUAUCAGUUUUAUGAUUAUUUUAGUCUUGAAACGGUCAUUAUCUAAAUCUCUUCAACAGUACUUUUUCUUUUCUCUUUCAACAUUAUUUUUAGCAUUGAGAUCAUAAUUGCAUCUUUGAAGGUCUUUGUUACUUUUCUUCUCAGUUUAUUUUUGUAUGAAUCAAAAUUUGUUUGUACUUAGCUGACGUAACCAAGUCGGAAGUUUUUAAUGUCUUUUAUAUUCGGCAGAGAAUUUUGCAGUUUCUUCAUCUGGUGUUUUUCGUAAAUGGAAAAAAGUUCUUUUCUUUACUCUCAAGAAAUAUUGUUUGAGAUCCAUUAAGAUACUGAUUUUAUUUUUUUAAAAUUGUUUCAAAGGUGUUUGCAAUUCAAGUAUUUUUAAAAACAAAUGUCGAAGUACAGGGUUGGUUUUGUAAAAAGUUCCAUGCGUUAAUAUGUAAGUAAAAAGUAUUUCUUGCAAACCUUGCUCAAGGAACUCUCUAUCAUAUUAAUUAAAUGAAAAUUGACUAAAUGUGGAGCUCUUGUUCUAGUGUCUGCUUGAGUCAUGUGUACAGCCAGUUUUUGGCCAAUUUUGAUAGUUAUAAAGCCAAAGACUUGUUUCUGAUUGUUACAUUAUAAAUACCGGAAACGUGUUCAUUGAAUAUUGUACAUAGGUCGACCUUCAAGCUACCGUUCAUUUAAUCCGUCUAUUACCUCUUUACAUCCUGACUCCAUCUGUGGUCCUUGGUCGUACGAGUUGAUAUCUUUCUACUCCAUUUUCCAUCUCAGUUUGACAUUUCUUGACUUGUAAUGAAACUUAUAAGGCAGCCCUGUGCUCAUGUAUGAGACAACUGAUUCUCUGAAAUAUUUUUUGUCUUCUAUUUCAAUUGUACUGUUUACUGUUUGUGAUUUCCACUGUUUUUUAUAGCCGUUGAUGUUAGUGUUUUCACAGUUAAAUCUUAAAAGUUUUUUCGAACUUAGUUUCUAUGACAUGAAAAAGCAAACAUCACUUGAAAGAGAAGGAAAUUCUAUUCGUGCAAAUCAACUAAAUGUUGAGUUUUCCUCUUUUUUUAUUUCUUCAUUUUUUGUUCCUUGACUAAUUGACAACGUAAAUAUUUUUUUUUUUCCUUUUUUCAUCCGCCCUCGAGUUUCAACUUGAUUUCUUUUGUUAGUUUCUUUUUUUUUCUUUUCUCUGAACAGAAGCAGUAUUUCUUUGUCUGCAUUUUGUUCUUUUCAUUUUAUUUUCUCUGGAACAUAAACUCAACUAUUUUUAUUAUUGUUGUUGUUGUCAAUUAUUUAAAUAAUUAUAUUUCUCAUGUAUAUAAAAUGUAAUUAUCAAUUUAUUUUUGUUCAAACGUUUUGUACGAGCGAGAUGAUAAUAUAUUGGUAUAGAAAUGUUUCUAUUUACAUACCAAUAUGUACGUUAAUUUUAUAUCAUGUCUGGCUGUGAAUUUAAAUUGUGGAAAUCGCAAAUUAAUUUCUAUUAUGCUUGUUAUUGUUCUACACUUAGAAACUGUGAUAUUAUAUGUAUUGACUAAUGUUAAACGUUAAACUUUAAAUUCAAAUAGGAUUUUUUUUCAUCUUUCUACUCGUACAGUCCAAGAGAAAGGUUGUAGUAUCUCUAAAGCGAUUCGCGUUUGCUGUCUCCAUCUUAACGCGAGUGUGCAUUUUGCAGAACUAGAAUUUUGUAGCUCUGACUUCAUUUUUUAUGUAUCACUAUUUUUAAGCAAUUUUUAGCUAGAGACAAAACUUGAUGAGUUUAGACAAGAUGUAGGAAAUUAUCUUCCGCAACUAAAUAUCUGAUUUUAAUGGGAGCUGUUACAAACGAACCAAGAACGAUGACUACACACGAUCAGUUUUUCUCUCGUAUGUAUGAACAGCAUUUUGCCCUUUCAGUUUAAAUCCCCUUUCCAUUCUUUUCAAAGACUGAUUAAUUUUAAUAUUCCUUAUUUACUUGAAACAAACAUCCUCAACUAUUAUUUUGUGUCUUAAGCUUCUAAUAAUUAAUGAUACCCAAUAAGUUUUCAUCCAAAUAUUUAUUUUCCGACCAUCGAGUCGUGGGUAUCUAAACUCUAAACUUGGCCUCUCAUUUUGGCACAGGAAUACCUAUUGUUUCACUGCAUUGGGUCAAAUGGUGGUUUAAUUUAUAUGUUGAUUUCAAACCUAUUUCAUGGAUAACCCAUCUUUUUUCUAAUCUUGAACCCAAUUCAGAAGCUGAAAGUAUGUUUAACGAGAGAUAAUUUUCUUUAUCGUUCCAAAAGAAAAAGGAAAAAAACUUUUUCAUCGUUUUUCAAUUUUUUACGAAAUAGGAUACAUGUACAAAAAAAAUUGCAGAAGAAUAGUGAUAUUAAACAGCAGGAAUAAAAGUGUCUUCAACGUCCUGUUAAUUAUUCUAAUUUUACUAAAUAUUUGUCAGAAGUUAAAAGAAUUGUCUUAAUUCGCCAGGAUAGUUUUUCUUUAGUCUGGUGAUCAUAGGAUAUGUUUUGCAUUGGUUUUGUGGAACAUCUGUUUUGAAUUGAUAUAUUAUAUCCACCUUUCCUCUUGGAAGAUGAAAGUUUAAUGUAUGGUAAUACGUAUUAAUGUACUCAGAUUUUGAGGUAUUUGUUCAAAUCAAUAGUUACUUCAUGUACCUUAGCUGUAUCAAUAAAUUUAAUAGCGGAAAUAAUUUCCUUCAGUUCAGUUGUUAACAGUAACAGCAAAAUCCAUCCUCGCCUUUCCUGUUGGUGGGGAUACCAUUAUCUACUAAGCAGAAUUUUGUAGGUUUUCUUGGUCAUUUUUCUGUCUACGGAUUGCUUUCGAAUUAUGUAUUGUUUUGAUCCGUUCAUCGUAAAAUUUUUCGAAAAUCAACCCUGUGAAAGAAUGAGGACUAUAGUAGAAUCUGGUGUUGAAGCUGAGUAGCAUCCCGUUUGACCUUGGCCUUCAUCUCUUUUUCAAUUAUUGGAAACCCCUCCUCUGGCUGACGAACGUGUAUUUUGUGGAGGGCUGUUCCCCCUCCACUUUCUUUGUCAUGGUUGAAUUGCAUUUCCAAAUUUAUAGUUCUUCGCCAAAUGUAAACAAACCUUAGCGUUGUUUCUCAUGCCCAUGACAAUGUCAAUGUAUAGCGACCCUUGUAUUCAGUGUUGGAUGUAUUGAUGUAAUCUUUGCCUUUUAAAAAAAAAUUUCUCAGUAGUUUUUUUUCGAUUGUUUUUCUUCUUUUUAGAGAUGUGCAAUAAUCUAGUCUUCUUAUACAUAAGCUUAACUAAAACUUCUACUGAUUUGCAAGAAUUAAGGAGAGUUCAUGUUAGCUGUUCAAAAUCAAUUAUUUUAAGAAACUGUCUUUUUCAUUAGCGCAAAGACUAUUUUUCCACCAGUCUAUCUAGCAACUUACAUGCAAUGCUAGUUUUUUUCACUUUUUUCCCAUAAUUAUCUCUUCUUUUUUCUUUUUUCUUUCCUUUUUUUUUUUUUUUUUUGAGAAGUAAAUUUGCAUAUUUUAUUUUUACGUUUCUAUGUGAACAUUACAUAAGUAUUUUUUGGGGUUUUGUCUCGAAGCAUUGCCUCCAAGAAUUAAACUUCAAGUAAUAUUGAAUACCGGUUUAGGAGUUUUUAUUCCAUUGAAAGCCUAAGAGCAGAACAGUGUUAAAAUGAUUAAGAUAGCAAUUGACCUUUCAUCAUCAGUCGUACAUAUUUUUCUAAUCCUCUCCUAACAGGAUCUGCAACUCACUUUUGAAGAGCAAUCAGUACUUCUUAAUCCUCAAUACUUGUACUUCUAUCCUGACUCUUUAAUUUUAUUUUGCCUGAUGCUUUCUGUAUCAUUGUGUAAUUUAUCUAAUCAAAAAGAUCUAACUGCACAUCUCUAAAUUUUUGGUUUUGUUUCUUUAGUUUCUUUGAAGUUAAUAAGUGCAUUUCUGAUUGAUCGUAUUUGCAGUAUUAUGAAUUCAAGUAAAGGAAAAAAUAAUAAGUGCGAAAAAUAAUUAAAAUGUAUUGAAAAAUCUACCGUAAUUUUUGUUGUUAAUUAAAUUAUCAAACCCUUCAAACUAA
This is a messenger RNA of Bemisia tabaci, 7939 nucleotides long. RefSeq lists its product as uncharacterized. The record is from RefSeq and is a predicted model, not a curated record. Gene Ontology annotation, molecular function: RNA helicase activity; nucleic acid binding; ATP binding. Lineage: Eukaryota; Metazoa; Arthropoda; Insecta; Hemiptera; Aleyrodidae.